Molecule: messenger RNA, 2144 nt
Organism: Mercenaria mercenaria
Lineage: Eukaryota; Metazoa; Mollusca; Bivalvia; Venerida; Veneridae
Exons: 3
Coding region: 532-2097 (521 amino acids)
Source: RefSeq, a predicted model, not a curated record
CAUAUUUAUUAAACUUACUUAUCAUUUUGAGAUAUAUCAAUAUUCUUGCUAAAUAUACUGAGCCAAAGUUAGCUUUAAAACUGUGAACAGCGUCGUUUAGGAUAAACGCUUUAUCUACAUUUCACUCAGCGAAGCACAAUCAACAGAGUGAAAGAAAUUGACACUCUCGUCCAAUCAGACAGAGUGUUGCAUAAAUCUUCCAUUUUGGUAAAUUAUCUAUAAUGCGUUAUCAAGUAGUUUGAUUUGCAAACUGAAAUCACGUGGCAUAGGUAACGAAAACGAAUUUAGACGGCGUCGCCGAAAAAAGCGAUAUGAUAACAAGAAGAUUAAUUUAAUGUAAUCGUGCUUGGUUGACAGUUGAAGCAGUCUAGCGCCUUUAUAAGUGUAUAUAUAUAUAUAUAGGUUCAAUCAAAGACAAUUUAGAAUUCACGAUGUAACGUGGCUGUUUUACACUUAAAGUACUCCAUAAAGUAUGUAUCUUAAUGCGAAGUAAUUUGAUUUACUGUGAGGGAUAUAGAUAUAGAAUAGCUAAUGGAUGAAAGAACUACUGUACUAUUACAAAGAAUAAUAAACUUGAUCAAAUUAAGACAUGUUGCUAAGAAUGACUUGUACACCAGCAGCAGGGCAACAGAGGACGCUGUUUGGACCUUCCAUCAAAAUCUUGCAGGGAGACUUCAUGAACUUGCUGACAAUUCUGUCGAUGACCUGAGAGAAACCUGUAACAACCAACGCCUUGUUAUCGAUAGCAUCGUUGAGAAGCUGACAGGAUACGUAGAAAUAUUAACAAGGGAAAAACAGAACGAUGACGAUAUUCAGCUUGCAACGCAGUAUGUUGAAGUAUUUGAACGAUCUGAUGCUCUUGGUUAUAACAGGGUGUCAUUCGAAGCAAACAGAAAUCUUGAAGAAUCCUUACAAUUGAUGUCCGGUAUCGGAAACUGUAACAUAGGAGCGGUUUCAGGGUUUGCUGAAGCAAACAGUGACUCCACGGAACAUUCUGAAAGUACACGACUCUCUGACGAUUUUAAAUACAUUCAUAAUGAACGCAACAAUCCUAUGGAAAACAGCUGGAACAGCCUAAGUUUUGGUUGCGACCCGGCUUCACUGAACUCACGCAACACACUUUCAGUUUCGGACAGAUCGAUAUGCUACGAUUCCUUGCCAAGGUUACAGUCAUAUAUGACAAUAAACGAGGUAAACUUUGAAAUCGCAUCAACCGCUGAAGAUAAAAUCAAAAAGGUGGAACAUUUAUUACCAGUAGAAAAUCUAGUAAAAAGAUAUGUAAACAAAUUCAAAACAUGCAAACACCGUACGCCAUGUACUAUUUCAGAUAUUUUACUGACAUCUAACAUGAUGAUUGUGGUCGCCGAUCAUUAUCACAAUGCUAUUCAACUAUUUGCCAAGGAUUUCACUCUCUUGGACGAGAAAUCAUUCCCUUAUCCAAUAGGCAUAUGUGAGUUAAGCUGUACAACAAUUGCUGUAUCCCUGCGCCGAAGCAGUCAACUUGUUAUCUUUAAUCUGGAGCAUAAUUCAUUACAAGAAAUGAUGGUCCUUAGAGUACACUGUGAAUAUUACCUCUGGCAAGUUGCAUUUAAGGCCAACAGGCUUUUUGUUGUCUGCGAUGAAAACGAUGUUCAUAUGAUGGGCUUAAGUGGGACUGAAAGCUGUGUGAUUCAUUCGGGUGUUCCUACGGAACGUGGGUAUUUGCGUUAUUUUGAUGUGGAUGAUACUGGAACGCAGAUUUAUCUUUGCGAAAGUCGAGGACUUCGUUGUAUAACUCCCACGGGCAAGUUACAAUGGCGUUUCACUAAUGCAAGCUUUCCUGAAGAUCAAAGAGAUAAACAUGGUCACGUGAUCGAGGAUGUUUGUUACAAAAAUGGUGUCAUACUCGGAACUCAUUGGAUACAAAGUAAAAUCUUCCAGAUUUCUACCGAUGGUCAUUUUCUAGGAGUUGUGGUUCUGGACCAGCUGGAGCACCCACGUGUGAUGUCAAUAAUGGGUCGUACACUGGUUGUCGCGCAGUUUCACCCUUUGAUGAAGCAAAGCAAAAGAAGAACAGUAAAAUGUUUUGAACUGGGUCGAGAUUUCGGAACAUUGUAAAGAAAUGUUGUCCUUUAAGAACAUGUGGACAUACACGGAAAGUCAUU